Brachypodium distachyon (stiff brome) is the source of this 2222-nucleotide messenger RNA. Its product is annotated as plant intracellular Ras-group-related LRR protein 6. The transcript has 21 exons. NCBI's taxonomy places the organism in Eukaryota, Viridiplantae, Streptophyta, Magnoliopsida, Poales, Poaceae. Bases 142 to 1902 code for a protein of 586 amino acids. Gene Ontology annotation, molecular function: protein binding. The record is from RefSeq and is a predicted model, not a curated record.
CCCCACGGGCCCACGAACGGAUUCCGCCCUUUAGAUCCCCGUUUCAUAAUCUUCCCCAAUUCGUAACUGAGGCAAAAAUCAAGGUAGGGCGGGCGCCCUACCUUGCCCUACUGGGUCCUCCGCCCGUGAGGUUCGACGAGCAUGGAGCGGAUCCUCAAGUCCGCCAGGGAGUCCGGCUCCCUCAACCUCUCCAACCGCUCCCUCAGGGAGGUGCCGGGGGAGGUGUACAACAACUUGGACACGGGCAGUCAGGACGAUAAAUGGUGGGAGGGAGUGGAUCUUCAGAAGCUCAUAUUGGCACAUAACAACCUGGAAGUGUUAAGAGAAGACCUUAGAAAUUUGUCUUCUCUUGUUGUGUUAAAUAUAAGCCACAAUCAGAUAUAUUCCCUUCCUGCAGCCAUCGGAGACCUUCCUUUGCUAAAAUCGCUGGACAUAUCGUUCAAUCAAAUAAAUACUGUGCCUGAAGAGAUUGGCCUGGCUGCAGCUUUAGUGAAGGUUGACUUUUCAAAUAACUGCCUUACUGAGCUGCCAGCUAGCCUUGCCGGAUGCUUGAACUUGUCAGAACUCAAGGCAUCAAACAACAAAAUAUCCAGAAUACCGGAUGAACUUGCCGGUUGUUCAAAGUUAAGUAAAUUGGAUCUGGAGGGUAACAAGCUCGAGAUGCUUUCAGAAAACAUGUUCUCAUCGUGGACAAUACUUACAGAGCUAAAUGCUGCUAAGAAUAUACUUACAACUAUUCCGGCUAGUAUUGGAGCACUUUCAAAAUUAAUUCGCCUGGACCUGCAUCAGAACAAAAUAACCUUGAUUCCUUCUUCCAUAAAGGGCUGUUCUUCUCUAGCAGAGUUUUAUAUGGGAAAUAACUUAUUGUUGUCAAUACCAGCCGAUAUUGGCAUGCUAUCAAAAUUAGGAACACUUGAUCUUCAUUCUAAUCAGCUAAAGGAGUAUCCUGUGGGAGCUUGCAAACUCAAACUCUCUUUCCUUGACCUCUCAAACAACACGUUAUCUGGUCUGCCACCUGAACUAGGUACAAUGACGACCUUAAGAAAGCUUCUGCUCAGCGGAAAUCCUAUGAGGACACUUCGUAGUUCUUUGGUAUCUGGACCAACGUCAACAUUAUUGAAGUAUCUGCGCAGCCGCCUUUCAUCUGACGAGGAAGCAUCAGGGUCUGGAAGAACUCCAACGAAAGAUGAUCAAGUUGCUGCCGCAAGACGUUUGUCUUUAUCUUCAAAGGAAUUGAACUUGAGUGGUCUUGGUGUGACCAGUGUACCCCCUGCAGCAUGGGAGACAAGUGAUGUGGUGAAACUUGAUCUUUCUAAGAAUUCAAUAGAAGAUCUGCCAAAUGAGUUGACAUUAUGCUCAUCACUUCAAGCUUUAGUUUUGUCUAAUAACAAGAUAAAAAAGUGGCCUGGCAUGGUAGUUUCCUCCCUUCCCAGUCUUUCUUCCUUAAAGCUGGACAAUAAUCCUCUGGCAGAGAUAUCGUCCACUGAUCUUGAGGUCCUAUCAAAACUUGAAGUAUUGGAUUUAAGUGGCAAUGCAUCUUCAUUAACCAAACCUUCUGCACUUUCAUCAUUGCCACAGCUGCAGGAACUCUACCUUAGACGAGUGAAACUCCAUGAAUUUCCUAUUGGCUUGUUGGGCUUAAAACUGCUGCGGAUUCUUGACCUGAGUCAGAAUUAUCUUACAACUAUACCAGAGGGUAUCAAGGAAUUUACUGCUCUCAUUGAGCUGAAUCUGUCAGACAAUAAUAUAACAGCACUCCCAGCCGAACUGGGCUUGCUUGAGCCUAACCUGCAAGUGCUUAAACUUGAUGGAAAUCCGCUCAGGAGCAUAAGGCGGACUGUUCUGGAUCGAGGAACGAAAGCUGUUCUUCAGUACCUCAAAGACAAGCUUCCGUCCCACUGAAUUACUUCAUCAAAAACAAAUUCUGGCUCGAGUUAUGAUCCAUGAGUUCAUUUUCUCUUUUGGUUUCGAUAAUUUUCCUGUGAGUUGUGCUUGCCUGCUUGGUCAGUAAGCUAUACUGAAUAGUAUCUUGUGCGAGAACGGAUGGACAUUCAAAACGGAGAUGACAUAGACUCCGGAACGUAGACCGUGGUUGUUGUAAUGGAUAGUAUGAAUCCAGGAGGCAUGUUUGUAGUUGAUUCGUGGAUAAACUUUCAUUGGACGUAUUAUGUUCCUUUUUUUGAACAAAUUCAUUAUAUGCAUCAAGGUUUAAAAUUUCGCUU